GUCUCCUUCCUCUCCUCCACUUCUCCGAAUCCGUAUUAGGGUUUCCGAUCCCAAUCUAGGGUUUCGAUCUCUCCCCUCUCUCCCCCACGCCAACGAUGUCUUCGUUCAGCGGCGACGAGACCGCCCCCUUCUUCGGCUUCCUCGGCGCGGCGGCGGCGCUCGUCUUCUCCUGCAUGGGGGCGGCGUACGGCACGGCGAAGAGCGGCGUCGGGGUGGCGUCGAUGGGGGUGAUGCGCCCGGAGCUGGUGAUGAAGUCGAUCGUGCCCGUGGUCAUGGCGGGAGUGCUCGGGAUCUACGGCCUCAUCAUCGCCGUGAUCAUCAGCACCGGGAUCAACCCUAAGGCGAAGUCGUACUACCUCUUCGAUGGCUACGCGCACCUCUCCUCGGGGCUCGCGUGUGGCCUCGCCGGGCUCUCCGCGGGGAUGGCGAUCGGGAUCGUCGGCGAUGCUGGAGUUAGGGCGAACGCGCAGCAGCCGAAGUUGUUUGUGGGCAUGAUCCUCAUCCUCAUCUUCGCGGAAGCGCUCGCCCUAUACGGCCUCAUCGUCGGCAUCAUCCUCUCAUCACGCGCCGGGCAAUCUCGGGCCGAGUAAGAAAAACACGCUCCCCGGCGGGUCUUCAGGUACCUUCGCGGGCUUCUUUUAUAUUGUGAAGAAGAUGGAACUCAGAGAGUAAGUUUGUAUAAUUCAAAUACUUCUUAUCUUGGUGGGGAUUGUUAAACCUCAUGGAGUAUUAUUGAUUCUUUCGUAAUUUUGGUGUUAGUUGUUGUUGUGCAAACAAUUAGCUGCAACUAUUUUUGGCUGUGCUGAGAAUGGUUUCAAAUAUUUAAACAGUCCUGGUUGUGAUGAAUAAGUAAAUUCCUUUUGCUAGGCAAAUGAAAGACCUUAUUUUUAAUUUA
Molecule: messenger RNA, 895 nt
Organism: Ananas comosus (pineapple)
Lineage: Eukaryota; Viridiplantae; Streptophyta; Magnoliopsida; Poales; Bromeliaceae
Product: V-type proton ATPase subunit c1
Exons: 3
Coding region: 96-590 (164 amino acids)
Biological process (GO): proton transmembrane transport
Cellular component (GO): proton-transporting V-type ATPase, V0 domain
Molecular function (GO): proton-transporting ATPase activity, rotational mechanism
Source: RefSeq, a predicted model, not a curated record